Pongo pygmaeus (Bornean orangutan) is the source of this 1205-nucleotide messenger RNA. It is a transcript of the gene SPAAR, whose product is annotated as small regulatory polypeptide of amino acid response. The transcript has a single exon. Bases 1 to 273 code for a protein of 90 amino acids. The record is from RefSeq and is a predicted model, not a curated record. Lineage: Eukaryota; Metazoa; Chordata; Mammalia; Primates; Hominidae.
AUGGGAGCAAAGGCUCCGAGAGGACCUAAGGUUGCUCAGUGGGCCAUGGAAACGGCAGUGAUUGGUGUGGUGGUGGUGCUGUUCGUGGUGACUGUGGCCAUCACCUGUGUCCUCUGCUGCUUCAGCUGUGACUCGAGGGUCCAGGAUCCUCAGGGGGGCCCUGGCCGCAGCUUCACGGUGGCCACGUUUCGCCAGGAAGCUUCUCUCUUCACGGGGCCUGUUCGCCAUGCCCAGCUAGUGCCAAGUGCCCAGGACUUCUGGACCUUCAUGUGAUGCCUGAGUCCCCAGGAUUUGCUGUGCUGAUGGGUCAGACUCGCCCGCCCCUCAGCAAGCCUUCUCUGGCCUUCCCCUCCUCCCAGGGCCUUCUCCCCAUCCUUCCCCUCCGGUAACCUAUGAACUUCCCGUCUCCUCCCAUUCCAGCCUUCUGUGCCCUCCAGCCUCGGGGAUCCUUGUUAUUGGGACAGCCCAGCUGAGGUUGACCCACAGGAUGGGGCUUAGGAAGGCUCUGAGGAGUGAGUGAACAGACACAGCGCCGGAAUGCACUGUGGGCCGGCUCUGCUGAUCUACACCAGGAAAUGAAAUAUCACUGGAAUGUAUUGUAGACGGUGUGCCUAUGAUGCUGGUUCUGUUGCCACCUGAGCACGCAGCACCCUCAAGUAGACAUUUUUAGAAACCGCUUCUUACUUGCUCUCCUAAUUGAUUACUUUUGCACAUUGCACAGAACCCAACCUCGAGGCCUGCUCCCUGCCAGUUGCCUGAAAUCAGCCCUAAAGUUCUGAAACCAAAGAGCUGCUUCCUGAGAACAAGUUAUUUACUUUAGAAUUGAAAAUGUAUAUCCUUUUAUGGGCCUUUCCAAAUCUGAUUUGAAAAACCACGAAAGGAAACAGAAGAGAAAAUAAGAGCCACAGAAGGUACAAUAUGUUUUAUUAACAGGAAAGCCAGAAAUAAGAUAUUUUAAACAUAUUUUUUAAUGAGACUUUAUUGCUAUAUUCCAACAGGUCACUUCUAUUCUUAGAGAAUGUGAAUGACUUGUGUCACUUCGGAGUGACAGAAAAAUCAGGAACCGAAAGAUAAUUCCAGACAAGUUAAAAUGUUAUGUUACAUUCAAAGCUCUUGUUUUCAUCACAAAUAAGGAGAUAUUCAGUUUUUAUUAACAGAAAACCCGCUCCCCCAUGGCCAUGGAAUAAAUGCCGUGCUAUAUUUAA